Messenger RNA from Neltuma alba, 5161 nucleotides. RefSeq names its product protein CHROMATIN REMODELING 5-like. Gene Ontology annotation, cellular component: chromatin; nucleus. The annotation marks the transcript as partial. Gene Ontology annotation, biological process: nucleosome organization. The record is from RefSeq and is a predicted model, not a curated record. The transcript is spliced from 29 exons. NCBI's taxonomy places the organism in Eukaryota, Viridiplantae, Streptophyta, Magnoliopsida, Fabales, Fabaceae. Gene Ontology annotation, molecular function: histone binding; chromatin binding; DNA binding.
UGCCGGUGUGAUGAAGACAGGUGUGGGUAAUACAAGAAAGAAGUUUAGUUUACAGAUGGUUGCAUAUCUAACUGGUCUUUUGUUGCUUCAUGAUAAAGAUUGGGAGGGUGAAGAAUCAGAUGAAGAUGAUGAUAGUGAUGAUAAUCUAGAUGUUUCAGAUGAUGAUGAUACCUACUAUGGAAGAAAACCUACGAGUCGGCAACGUGGCAAAGUGGGACGAACUGUAAAACCUACUAGAGAACGCAAAUCAUUUGGUGCGUCUGGUCGGCAAAGAAAGCCUAAGACAUCUUUUGAAGAGUAUGCGUCAACAGCAGAGGAUUCUGAAAGUGAAAGUGAUGAUGAUUUCAAAAGCAUGAGAAAGAGAGGUGCAAAUGCUCGCAAGAAUAAUGUUCGUUCUUCUGCGGCUGCUAGUUUUUCUGGCCAGAGCAGUGAGGUUCGCACAUCUAGUAGGACAGUUAGGAAGAAGGUGUCAUAUGUUGAAAGUGAAGAAAGUGAAGAAGCAGAUGAAGGGAAGAAGAAGAAGUCCCAAAAAGAAGAGCUUGAAGAGGAAGAUGGUGACUCCAUUGAAAAGGUGCUUUGGCAUCAGCCAAAGGGCAUGGCUGAUGAGGCGCGGAGGAAUAAUAGAUCAACAGAACCUGUUUUAUGGAGUAAUUUGUUUGAUUCUGAACCUGAUUGGAAUGAGAUGGAAUUCUUAAUAAAAUGGAAAGGCCAGUCACAUUUGCACUGUCAAUGGAAGUCAUUUGCUGAGCUGCAAAAUCUCAGUGGUUUUAAGAAGGUUUUAAAUUAUAUGAAGAAAGUGACGGAGGACAUCCGGUACAGGAACACAAUCUCAAGAGAGGAGAUUGAGGUCAAUGAUGUGAGUAAGGAGAUGGAUUUAGAUAUUAUCAAGCAAAAUAGCCAGGUGGAAAGAAUCAUUGCGGAUAGAAUCAGCAAAGAUAAUUCUGGCAAUGUUAUUAUAGAAUAUUUGGUCAAGUGGCAAGGGCUGUCUUAUGCUGAAGUGACAUGGGAGAAAGACACAGAUAUUGCUUUUGCUCAGCAUGCUAUUGAUGAGUACAAGGCUCGUGAGGCUGCAAUGUCAGUUCAAGGAAAGAGUGUAGAUCUACAACGCAAGAAAAGUAAAGCAAGUUUGAGGAAGCUUGAUGAACAGCCUGAGUGGUUGAAGGGGGGAAAGCUUCGUGAUUAUCAACUUGAGGGCUUGAAUUUUCUUGUUAACAGUUGGAGAAAUGACACAAAUGUUAUUUUAGCUGAUGAAAUGGGUCUUGGUAAAACUGUUCAGUCAGUAUCGAUGCUUGGUUUUCUUCAGAAUGCCCAGCAAAUCCAUGGCCCCUUUCUUGUAGUUGUCCCUUUGUCUACUUUGUCAAACUGGGCCAAAGAGUUCAGGAAGUGGCUUCCUGAUAUGAAUAUUAUUGUAUAUGUUGGUAAUCGAGCAGGGCGAGAGGUUUGUCAACUGUAUGAAUUUCAUAAUGAUAAAAAGGUUGGCAGGCCUAUAAAAUUUAAUGCCCUCUUGACUACAUAUGAAGUAGUUCUGAAGGAUAAAGCUGUUCUCUCCAAGAUUAAAUGGAAUUAUUUGAUGGUUGAUGAGGCUCAUAGGCUGAAAAAUAGCGAGGCUCAGCUGUACACUACACUUUCAGAAUUUAGCACCAAGAACAAAUUGCUUAUCACUGGCACCCCCCUACAGAACAGUGUUGAAGAGCUGUGGGCCUUGCUUCAUUUCCUUGAUCCUGAUAAGUUCAAGAGCAAGGAUGAUUUUGUUCAAAACUAUAAGAAUCUGAGUUUGUUCAAUGAGAAUGAGCUUGCCAAUCUUCAUAUGGAAUUGAAGCCUCACAUACUCCGAAGAGUCAUAAAAGAUGUAGAGAAAUCGUUGCCCCCAAAAAUUGAGCGUAUACUCAGAGUUGAAAUGUCUCCUCUUCAAAAACAGUAUUACAAGUGGAUUUUGGAACGUAACUUUCAUGAUUUGAACAAAGGAGUUCGUGGGAAUCAGGUUUCUCUACUUAACAUUGUGGUUGAAUUAAAGAAGUGCUGCAACCAUCCCUUCUUGUUUGAAAGUGCUGACCAUGGUUACGGGGGGGACUCAGGAAGUAGUGAUAGCAGUAAACUCGAGAGAAUUGUCUUCAGCAGUGGGAAGCUUGUCAUACUUGAUAAGCUACUUGUUAGAUUGCAUGAGACUAAACAUCGUGUUCUGAUAUUCUCUCAGAUGGUUAGGAUGCUGGACAUACUGGCCGAGUACAUGUCCCUUAGAGGAUUUCAAUUCCAGAGGCUUGAUGGAAGUACAAAGGCUGAGUUGCGACAGCAGGCAAUGGAUCAUUUUAAUGCACCUGGUAGUGAUGAUUUUUGCUUCCUUCUUUCAACUAGAGCAGGAGGUCUAGGUAUCAAUCUUGCCACAGCAGACACUGUCAUAAUAUUUGAUUCAGACUGGAAUCCCCAGAAUGACCUCCAGGCCAUGAGCAGAGCACAUAGAAUUGGGCAACAAGAAGUUGUCAACAUAUAUAGAUUUUUGACCAGCAAAAGUGUCGAGGAAGAUAUUUUAGAACGGGCUAAGAAAAAGAUGGUCCUUGACCACUUGGUCAUUCAAAAAUUAAAUGCAGAGGGUAGACUGGAGAAGAAAGAAGCCAAGAAAGGAGGUCUUUUUGACAAAAAUGAGCUAUCAGCAAUUUUGAGAUUUGGGGCAGAGGAGCUUUUUAAGGAAGAAAGAAAUGAUGAAGAGAGUAAAAAGCGACUUUUAAGUAUGGAUAUAGAUGAGAUUCUUGAAAGAGCAGAGAAGGUUGAAGAGAAGGAAGCCGAGGGAGAGCAAGCGCAUGAAUUAUUGAGUGCCUUUAAGGUUGCUAAUUUCUGCAAUGAUGAAGAUGAUGGGAGUUUCUGGAGUCGUUGGAUAAAACCUGAUGCAGUAGCCCAAGCUGAAGAAGCUUUGGCUCCACGUGCUGCAAGGAGCAUUAAAAGUUACGCAGAGGCCAAUCAAUCUGAAAGAAGUAGUAAACGUAAAAAGAAAGAACCUGAGCCUCCUGAGCGAGCUCAGAAACGCCGGAAAGCUGAGUAUUCAGCUCCUGCAACGCCAAUGAUUGAGGGAGCAUCAGCCCAAGUGAGAUGUUGGUCCUAUGGGAGUGUAUCUAAAAGAGAUGCACUACGAUUUUCUCGUGCUGUUAUGAAAUUUGGGAAUGAGAGCCAAAUCCACUUAAUAGCUGCUGAGGUUGGUGGGGCAUUUGCGGCUGCUCCGCCUGAAGCUCAGAUUGAACUUUUCAAUUCUCUAAUUGAUGGCUGUAAAGAAGCAGCAGAACAAGGAAGUAUAGACCCAAAGGGGCCUCUUUUGGACUUUUUUGGUGUCCCAGUGAAGGCAAAUGAUCUGCUUAACCGUGUUCAAGAACUCCAACUCUUGGCAAAGCGCAUUAGUAGAUAUGAAGAUCCCAUUGCACAGUUUCGUGUUUUAACAUAUCUUAAACCUUCAAACUGGUCUAAAGGUUGUGGGUGGAAUCAAAUUGAUGAUGCAAGAUUGCUUCUUGGAAUUCAUUAUCAUGGAUUUGGUAAUUGGGAAAAGAUACGAUUAGAUGAAAGGCUUGGCCUCAUGAAGAAGAUUGCACCGGUUGAACUUCAUCACCAUGAAACUUUCUUGCCACGAGCUCCUAAUUUGAGAGAUCGUGCUAAUGCCCUUUUGGAACAAGAACUCGUUGUUCUUGGUGGUAAAAAUGCCAAUAGUAAAGGGGGCCGCAAGGCUUCCAAGAAGGAGAGGGAAAAUCUUAUGAGCAUUUCAGUGGCACGUGGGCCAGAGAAGAGAAAAUUAAGUUCUUCUAAAGUUAACGCCCAAAUGAGAAAGGAUAGGUCCCUGAGGUCCCAGAGGAUUGAACCAAUAGUAAAAGAAGAGGGUGAAAUGUCUGACAAUGAUGAGGUGUAUGAGCAGUUCAAGGAAGUAAAAUGGAUGGAAUGGUGUCAGGAUGUGAUGAUUGAUGAAAUGAAAACCUUGAAACGUCUGCACAGGUUGCAGACAACCAGUGCCAACCUCCCAAAGGAAAAGGUGCUUUCCAAAAUCCGCAAUUACUUGCAGCUUCUUGGGCUGAGAAUAGAUCAAAUUGUGUUAGAACAUGAACAGGAGCCUUAUAAGCAAGAUAGGAUGACAACGCGACUGUGGAACUAUGUCUCCACCUUCUCCCAUCUUUCAGGGGAGAGGCUGUAUCAGAUCUAUUCCAAACUUAAACAGGAGCAACAAGAGGAGGCUGGGGUUGGCCCUUCUCACAUCAAUGGGUCAGUAUCUGGUCCAUUUGGGAGAAAUCACCCUAAUUCAUUCCCUCGUCAUAUGGAGAGACAAAGAGGAUACAAAAAUGUGACUUCCUAUCAAAUGCCAGAACCAGUUCACAAUACAGGAAAAUCUGAGGCUUGGAAACGAAGGAGGAGAGGAGAAGGCGACAGUCAUUUUCAAGGUCAGCCACCAUCUCAGAGAGCUAUGGGUAAUGGAAUCCAAAUAUCUGACCCUAACUCACUGGGGAUUCUUGGGGCUGGACCCUCUGAUAGACGUUUUGUUAGUGAGAAACCAUAUAGGACACGACCUGGUGGGGUUCCUCCAAGACAGGGUUUCUCCUCAGGCAUAAAAUAGUCACUUAUCUGUGGAUGAGAAUGGCUGAUUCUAGAGUUUUGGCAGUCGGCUAUGGGCCGUGCCUCUGCAUGUACAUGGCUUCAGCUACUGUAUAUUCUCUGGAGUAUUUUUUUUGGCAACCCAUGGGAAUAAUGAGAUCUUGCAGAUCCUUUUUUGGCCCCCUCUGGCUGACUUGACGUAUCCCGAAACAUGGGAUUUGCAGCCUUGAACGAGUUAGUCGAAGCCGACGAUGAUCUGGGCUGUGCAAGAUGAAAGGAGUCUUGCCCCCUUUUUUCCUCAUUGUCAGCCUUUUGAUUUUCACCAUCCUCCCUGAAAGUUGAGCUCAGCAAAGUGUUUACGUAUAUAGCGAAAAAUCUUGAAAGGAUUUUUUUUUCUUUUUUAAUCUUGACAUUCGAUACAGACAUGUAUUAGGAAAGUGUAUAUUAUCAGUUUUGCAAUUUAAUUGAACUUGUUUGGCCUCUUCAGGAUAAAAUUAUGUCAGCUUAUGCAUACAGGAAUGUAUUUUAUCUCCAAGAUUUUGUGCAACUCUUCCCAAGUGAUUUCCACUAGUCAAUGAAAAAUGAAUUCUUGGAUUUUUUCCCC